Nothobranchius furzeri (turquoise killifish) is the source of this 6583-nucleotide messenger RNA. RefSeq names its product ATP binding cassette subfamily C member 1 (ABCC1 blood group) (gene abcc1). Lineage: Eukaryota; Metazoa; Chordata; Actinopteri; Cyprinodontiformes; Nothobranchiidae. Gene Ontology annotation, cellular component: basolateral plasma membrane. Gene Ontology annotation, biological process: xenobiotic transport; glutathione transmembrane transport. Gene Ontology annotation, molecular function: ATP binding; glutathione transmembrane transporter activity; ABC-type xenobiotic transporter activity. The record is from RefSeq and is a predicted model, not a curated record.
CCAAUGUUGAGAUCUUUUCAGAGGAAGAAUGAAACUUCCGCUUUACAUUCAGGUUACAAAACCCAAAAGCUGAGCUCAGAAAAAACUCCAGACCGCGAGGAAGUGAAGGUAGCGGCCGAUGGGGAUUGAAAAAUUAUGCAGUCCGGACGGUUCCGAUCCGUUCUGGGACUGGAACCAUACAUGGAAUACAUCUAGUCCAGACCUCACCCAGUGUUUUCAGAACACUGUCCUGGUGUGGUUUCCAUGCCUCUACCUCUGGAUGUGUGCCCCCAUCUACCUCAUGUACCUCCGCAGCCACAGUCGAGGCUACAUAUGUAUGAGUCACCUCAACAAAGCCAAAACUGCCGUUGGUUUUCUGUUGUGGAUCAUCUGCUGGUCAGAUGUGUUUUAUACUUUCUGGAAAAUGAGUCAAAGCAGCAGCGUAAUGGCACCAGUUCACCUCAUCAGUCCCACCCUACUUGGUCUCACUAUGCUGCUGGCAACCCUGAUGAUACAGUAUGAGCGGAUGAAAGGAGUCCAGUCCUCUGGUGUGAUGUUGAUCUUCUGGCUGCUAGCUUUGCUGUGUGCCACAGUCUCCUUCAGGUCCAAAAUCCUCCAGGCACUGCUCCAGCUGGAGACGGUGUGUAUAUGGCGAUACACCACCUUCCACAUGUACUACGUCCUGCUGAUGAUCGCUCUGGUCCUCUCUUCCCUGACUGACCAACCCCCGCUCUUCUCUCAGGCUGUGAAAGACUCUAAUCCAUGUCCUGAGCCUGGAGCCUCUUUCCUUUCCAGAAUAACUUUCUGGUGGAUCACAAGGUUGUUGGUGACGGGAUUCAAACGUCCUCUGGUGGAGAAAGACCUGUGGUCUUUGAAUCCUGAUGACCAGUCCCAUGAAGUUGUACCGCAGCUGGUGCACAGCUGGAACUCUGAAUGCCACAAAGUCAAAAGUACUGAGCAGAAAACCAUGUACUCCCCCAAGCGGAAGCCCCAUGGUGAGACCAAAGAGGCUCAGGCUGUGGAAGAGUCUGAAAUCCUGAUUGUGAAAUCUGGCAAGAAAACCAAAGAGCCUUCCCUGUUGUGGGCGCUGUGCCUGACCUUUGGACCUUACUUCUUCAUCUCCUGCUUCUAUAAGAUCAUCCAAGACAUUCUCAUGUUUGUUGGACCUGAGAUUCUCCGGCUUCUGAUCAGCUUUGUCAACAACUCCAGCGCCCCCUCCUGGCAUGGCUUCUUCUACACCGCUCUGCUCUUCAUAUGCAACUGUGUACAGUCCGUUAUUCUGCAGAAGUACUUUCACGUCUGCUUCACGACGGGUAUGCGUCUUCGCACCGCCGUCAUCGGUGCUGUCUACAGGAAGGCCCUGGUCAUAAGUAACGCAGCACGCCGCACCUCUACGGUAGGAGAGAUAGUAAACCUGAUGUCCGUGGACGCUCAGCGCUUCAUGGAACUCAUCACCUACAUCAAUAUGGUUUGGUCCGCCCCCCUCCAGGUGGUGCUGGCCCUCUACUUCCUCUGGCAGAACCUGGGUCCGUCUGUGCUGGCUGGAGUGGCCGUGAUGAUUCUGAUGGUUCCUGUGAAUGCCGUCAUUGCCAUGAAAACUAAAACGUAUCAGGUGGCCCAGAUGAAGAGUAAAGACGGUCGCAUUAAGCUGAUGAAUGAGAUGCUGAAUGGUAUCAAAGUGCUGAAGCUGUAUGCCUGGGAGCUGGCCUUUGAGAAGAAGGUGUCUGAAAUCCGUAAGAGUGAGCUGCGCGUGCUGAAGAAGGCUGCUUACCUGGGAGCAGUGUCCACCUUCACCUGGGUUUGCGCACCCUUCCUGGUUGCCCUGUCCACCUUCACUGUGUAUGUGCUGAUCGAUGAGCAGAACGUUCUAGAUGCCGAGAAGGCAUUUGUGUCGCUGGCGUACUUCAACAUCCUGCGGUUCCCUCUCAACAUGCUGCCAAUGGUCAUCAGCAGCAUGGUGCAGGCCAGUGUGUCCCUGAAGAGGCUCAGGGUAUUUCUGUCCCUCGAGGAGCUGCAGGAGGACAGCGUGGAGCACAAAGCACUGGCUGGCUCCCCCCUCAGUGUCUCUAUGGUGGACGGUGUCUUCAGCUGGUCCAGAACCGAACCACCAUCUCUAAAGAGGCUGAAUGUGUGUAUCCCAGAAGGCUCUUUGGUGGCCGUGGUGGGACACGUUGGCUCUGGGAAGUCAUCUCUGCUCUCAGCCCUCCUUGGAGAGAUGGAUAAACUGGAAGGAACUGUGGCUGUGAAGGGUUCUGUGGCCUACGUCCCCCAGCAGGCCUGGAUCCAGAACGCCACGCUGAAGGAGAACAUCAUAUUUGGUCAGGAGGGCAGGGAGCAGUGGUACCAGCAGGUUGUGGAGGCAUGUGCCCUCCAACCUGAUCUGGAGAUCCUCCCUGCUGGAGAAGACACAGAGAUUGGAGAGAAGGGAGUCAAUCUGUCUGGGGGUCAGAAGCAGCGGGUGAGCCUGGCCAGAGCUGUGUACUGUGACCGAGCCGUCUACCUGCUGGACGACCCGCUGUCCGCUGUGGACGCUCACGUCGGGAAGCACAUCUUUGAGCAGGUCAUCGGCCCUCAAGGACUUCUGAAGGACAAGACCCGUCUACUUGUGACCCAUGGGCUAAGCUACCUGCCUCAGACUGACCUGAUCCUGGUUCUGGUGGACGGACAGAUCACUGAGGUUGGCUCCUACCAGGAGCUCAUGGCCAGAGAGGGAGCUUUCGCCGAGUUCCAGCGAACAUACGCAGCUGUGGACCAAACCGACAGUGAAUCCAAGCUGAAGGGCGGUGCUAAAGCAGUAGAGAAUGGCGGCAUGCCUGCACUUGCUGAUGGCGCCGGAGUCAUCGCUGAGUCUAAAAUAUCCCCUGCAGUCACGGACAAAGACAUGAGCAAGAAGACCAAGAACCCAGAAGUGGGGAAGCUGACUGAAGCUGACAAGGCCAGCACUGGACGGGUCAAGCUCAAGGUGUUCUGGGCCUACCUGAAGGCCAUCGGUGUUGUCCUGUCAUGCAUCAGUCUGCUGCUGUUCCUGGCCCACCACCUGCUCUCCCUGUUCUCCAACUACUGGCUGAGCCUGUGGACUGAUGACCCUGUGGUUAAUGGCACUCAGCCUAACCGGCUGAUGAGGCUGAGUGUGUACGGCAGUCUGGGUCUGAUCCAAGGCGUGGCGGUCUUUGGUUACUCCCUCUCUGCAUCCAUUGGUGGAAUCUUGGCGUCUCGUUUCCUCCACCAGUCCAUGCUGGACGAUGUCCUGCGCUCACCAGUAUCCUUCUUUGAGCGAACCCCAAGUGGAAACUUGGUGAACCGAUUUGCCAAAGAGAUGGACACUAUUGACUCGGUGAUUCCCAGCAUUCUCAAGAUGUUCAUGGGGUCCAUGUUCAACGUGUUGGGUUCUUGUGUUGUCAUCCUGAUUGCCACACCUCUGGUGGCCGUCGUCAUUCCUUUUCUUGGAGUUCUCUACUUUUUUGUGCAGAGGUUUUACGUGGCCAGUUCUCGCCAGCUGAAGCGUCUUGAGUCUGUCAGCCGUUCGCCUAUCUACACUCACUUCAGUGAAACUCUGCUGGGUGUCUCCGUCAUCAGAGCAUUUGGGGAACAGGAGCGAUUCAUCCAUGAGAGUGACCAGCGGGUGGACCACAACCAGAAGGCCUACUACCCUAGCAUAGUAGCUAACAGGUGGCUGGCCAUCCGUCUGGAGUUUGUAGGAAACUGCAUUGUGUCGUUUGCAGCUCUGUUUGCUGUGAUAGCCAGAGACAGUCUGAGUGCAGGCAUCAUUGGGCUGUCCAUCUCCUACGCUCUGCAGCUAACGGCCUCGCUGACCUGGCUGGUGAGGAUGUCCUCUGAUGUGGAGACCAACAUCGUGGCUGUGGAGAAAGUGAAGGAAUACUCGGACACAGAGAAAGAGGCAGCGUGGAAGCAUGACCCCCCCUCUGUCCCCCCCGGCUGGCCCACGGAGGGCGUCAUUGAGAUCAAAAGUUUUGGUCUGCGGUACCGCUAUGAUCUGGACCUGGCUAUUCGAAACAUCAACAUCAGCAUCAGUGGAGGGGAGAAGGUUGGGAUUGUAGGCCGAACCGGUGCUGGGAAGUCUUCUCUAACACUGGGACUGUUCCGCAUCAUUGAGGCAGCAGAGGGACACAUCUUCAUUGAUGGAGUCGACAUCGGCAAGCUGGGCCUCCAUGAGCUCCGCUCCAGAAUCACCAUCAUCCCGCAGGACCCGGUGCUGUUUUCAGGCUCGUUGAGGAUGAACUUGGAUCCUUUUAACUCCUACUCCGAUGAGGAGAUCUGGAGGGCCCUGGAGUUCUCUCACCUGAAGAGCUUUGUGUCAGGUCUUCCUGAUAAACUCAGCCACAAGUGUUGUGAAGGAGGAGAGAACCUCAGUGUGGGUCAGCGCCAGCUGCUGUGCCUGGCCAGGGCUCUGCUGAGGAAGACCAAAGUCCUGGUGCUGGACGAGGCCACAGCUGCUGUAGACAUGGAGACAGACAAACUGAUCCAGUCCACCAUCCGCUCACAGUUUGAGGACAGCACUGUUCUAACCAUAGCCCAUCGCCUCAACACCAUCAUGGACUACACAAGGGUUCUGGUACUGGAAAAAGGACAGAUGGUGGAGUUUGACUCUCCCUCUAGGCUCAUUGCUGAGAGAGGACCCUUUUACAAGAUGGCAAAGGAUGCUGGGCUGGUCUGAAGAAGGAAAGGUCUUCUUCACAUUGCUGCUGUAGACGUUUGAGUUUGAAACAAUCAGGAAAUAAGCUAGACUUGUUCUGAUUAGAGUUUUGAGAGUACACUCCUCCUUGUUUCCCCUCCUGCUCUGUCCUUGGCUUUUCUGUUAUAGCCUGGUGCUGUCUGGCCUGUUAAAAUUCUGCCCUCACAGUUUCUUACCUGAAGGAGCAUGUUCCAAACACUGACCUGCAGUUGAAUAACCCUGCUGAUGUUAACCCUAACGCUGCUGAUGUCCUGGAAGUUCGUACAUCAGAUGUGCCAAAUUCUGCCUUAAUUCCUUUUAAAAUGUAGAUUUAAGCCUCAGCAGUCCUUUAAAGGAGUGUUAACUUCCUGGUGUAGCAGUAAUCUAUCAGAGUCUGUAUGAGACUUAGUUACUGUCAUACAGCUUCAGACCAACAACCAGUCGUGAUCUGGGGCCUUUAUGAUUGGAAAAAGCUCCUUCUGGGAAGAAACAAAGGCUGGUGAAUAAAGUUAGUGGCGUUAUUAGCUACUCAACAGGCUCCGCCCCUACAGUUGGUUACCAUGGUGAAAUACAGGCUCCGUCCCUACAGUUGGUUACCAUGGUGAAACUACAGGCUCCGCCCCUACAGUUAGUUACCAUGAUGAAACUACUGGUUCCGCCCCUACAGUUAGUUACCAUGGUGAAACUACAGGCUCCGCCCUUUGCUCUCUUGAACUCUUGCUGGAAUCUGGACAGACUCUGUUACCAGCGCUGGGGUCAAGUCGGGUUACCCGGGACUCUGAGGCAGGAAGAAGGUGCCUCGGGCUUCACUUGUCUGCUCUCAGGGUGUCUGACUCAUGUUUAAUUUUCCUCUUUAAAAAGCAGCUGGGCUUGUUUGGAUAGCUGUUCAGAGGGGCUUGGCCCUGGGACUGCCUCUUAGCUUGAGCUCACGGGCAACAUGAAUGACCUCGCUGAGAUCAGGCCUGAUGAUGUCACAAUACCAACCAUUAGAAUCUCACAACUUUGAAGCAUUUUUCUCCCUCCUCCUCUUUCCCUCCCUCCUUGCACACACACACACACACACACACACACACACACAAAGCAGGGACCCCCAGAAGGGUGUGUGUGUAUGACUUUCAGAAUGUAAUACACACAUUUUUAUGACUACAGGAGACUCCAGCCUGGUGCUGAGCCUUCACACAUCCAUCCCAUCAGCCUCGGCUGUUUUAAAACAUCCUAAUGGAUGGACUCAGAUUUUUGUGAUGCUUCACAAGCAAAAAGCUGGAACAAGUUAUAAACUUGUGUUCCUUCAUCCUCUUGUGUUGAUGCAACUUUGUAACUGGUUUUAUUGCAGGUAGAUUACAUUAUUAAAUUCAUUUUGCUUUUCGAAGCCUCCCAAAUACAUGGAGAGAAACCCCACAGACGUUUCCGUUUGCACAAAAGAACGCCAAAUUUUCUGUUGACACCAAAUCUGAUUUGCAUUCUGCACCUUUACAAUUAACAUUAGAAGAUCAUAAAAGUUGGUUUAAGACGUGAACAUGAUGGCAGCUAGUUGUUGGUGGACAAGCUAUCAAGAUUUCUGUUACAUUUUAUUUUGAAAACCAACAGGCAAUAUAGGAUGUUGUGUUUAGUGUUAUCAGCAACCUCCUGGUGCUGAUGUUACAAGAGAGGCUUUAUGGGACAAACACAAUAAAUCAAUAAUAAUAAAAGGACAUGUUAAAUGUGUGUUUAUAGAGGUUGUAGCACCACCUGAUUUAUUCUUUUAAUUACCAAAUGAUGGGCUGGUGGUCUUUUUGGGGGUGGUUGAUGAAUGUUAGCUGAGUUCUGUUUGACUGGUGUGAAUGGUUCUGUGUCUGUUUUAUAUAAUUAUCAUUACAAAGUAAACAUUUCAUGUUUUAACUUUGCAUUGUUUUGGUUGAAUUAAGUUUAAAAAUAAAAAUUAUUUAUCUUAAA